Messenger RNA from Panicum hallii, 1954 nucleotides. Its product is annotated as scopoletin glucosyltransferase-like. Bases 367 to 1842 code for a protein of 491 amino acids. NCBI's taxonomy places the organism in Eukaryota, Viridiplantae, Streptophyta, Magnoliopsida, Poales, Poaceae. Gene Ontology annotation, molecular function: UDP-glycosyltransferase activity. The record is from RefSeq and is a predicted model, not a curated record. The transcript has 2 exons.
GUUAGUCCCUAUCCACAAUUCCACCCAUGAUUUUUCCUCUAGGGGUUACCACACUGGCCAGAGAGCACCCAAAUGCUCCAGCUGAAGGCUAGCUGGACCGCCGCAGUCUAACCCACUGGGCAGAUCCCCGACGACAAGGACAUUUAUGCCGUUGCUCAAAUUCAAUCCGGCUCAGAGGAUGCCACCGGCGACCAGGGGUACCCAGACUUCCUCACCUCUGUUCUGUAAAGUAUGUAGCUAUUGUCGACGAGAAUUCAUAUGGGGCAGUAACUGGUUCGACAUCCCGGGCAAGUAAAGGAAUAUAUCCAAUUUUGGCGCCAAAGAACUGGGAUUCCAAAGAAGAAGGGUGCUGCCAAGCAAGCAUCCAUGGCUUCCAACGAUGAGCAGCAGCCACUACAUGUUCUCUUCUUCCCGUUUGUCGCGCCGGGACACCUCAUUCCGGUCGCUGACAUGGCCGCCCUCUUCGCCUCUCACGGCGUCAAGUGCACCAUCCUCACCACCCCCGUGAACGCAGCAGUCAUCCGCUCGGCUGUCGACCGAGCCAACGACGCCGUCCGCGGCACCGGCGCCCCGGCGAUCGACAUCUCCACGGUCCCCUUCCCUGACGUCGGACUGCCGCCGGGCGUCGAGAGCGUCGUAGAAAUUUCCUCAGAGGCCGACAGGUUCAGGUUGCUGGAAGCGAUCCGGCUGCUCCGCGAGCCGUUCGACCGCUUCCUGGCCGACCACCGCCCCGACGCCGUCGUGGCCGACAGCUUCUACCCGUGGUCCACGGCCGCCGCCGCCGAGCACGGCAUCCCACGGCUGUCUUUCCUUGGGACCAGCAUGUUCGCCCGGGCCUGCAACGCCUCCUUGCUGCGCAGCAACCCGUUGGAGGGGCUCCCUCCAGAUGACCCCGACGCUGUCGUGUCCCUGCCGGGUCUGCCGCACAGCGUCACGCUGAGGAGGGACCAGGUGAUGGACCCGAGGAAGAACGAGCUGGAGUGGAACUACGAGAAGCUCACCAACGCCGCGGACCAGAGGAGCUACGGCGAGGUCUUCAACAGCUUCGCCCAGCUGGAGCCGGACUACGUAGAGCACUACCACACGACGCUCGGCCGCCGCGUGUGGCUCGUGGGUCCGGCCGGGCACGCCAGCGAGGACUUGGCGGCGAGGGGCGGCGCCGGCAGGCUCGCGCCUGAGGCGGAAAGGUGCCUGCGGUGGCUCGACGAGAAGCCGGACGGCUCAGUUGUGUUCAUCUCGUUCGGUACACUAACUCGUUUCACGGCGGCGGAGCUGUGGGAGGUGGCCCGCGGGCUACAGCAAUCCGGAAGGAAUUUCGUAUGGGUCAUGAGUGAAUCAGACACGGACGCAUCACAGUGGAUGCCUGAAGGCUUUGCCGAACUCAUUGAUCCCGGAGAGCACGGCUUCAUUUUUUGGGGUUGGGCUCCACAGAGGCUCAUCCUCAAUCACUCAGCAGUCGGUGGGUUCGUGACGCAUUGUGGGUGGAACUCGGUGCUAGAGGCCGUAAGCGCUGGAGUGCCGUUGGUGACAUGGCCACGGUAUGGUGACCAAUUCUACAAUGAGAAACUCAUCUUGGAGGUGCUCAAGAUUGGGGUUAGUGUCGGUGCUAGAUUCUCCGCGUCGAAGCUGGAGGACCGUAGUGAGGUGAUCAAUGGCGAGAAGAUCGCAGAAGGCAUUGAUAGAGUGAUGGGUGGUGACGAAGAAGCAGAGGCGAUAAGGAAGAAGGCUGUAGUUCUUCGUGGAAAAGCUAGGAGCGCCGUAGAGAAGGGAGGCUCUUCAUAUGAUGAUGUCGAACAGUUGAUUACUGAGCUGAUGGCUCGUCGUAGCUCUGUAAAUGUUUGAGAACUUCUAUGGUGACCAGUUAGCUUGUUGAGUUGCAACGGAUGGGAAGUUUUAUCUUUUAUGUAUGCCUAAUUUAAAGUUUGAACCAAUUGUAUGGUACUUCAGGUUCUUA